Megalops cyprinoides (Indo-Pacific tarpon) is the source of this 5225-nucleotide messenger RNA. Its product is annotated as neuropilin-2-like. Gene Ontology annotation, cellular component: membrane. The record is from RefSeq and is a predicted model, not a curated record. Gene Ontology annotation, biological process: axon guidance; angiogenesis; vascular endothelial growth factor signaling pathway. Lineage: Eukaryota; Metazoa; Chordata; Actinopteri; Elopiformes; Megalopidae. Gene Ontology annotation, molecular function: semaphorin receptor activity; vascular endothelial growth factor receptor activity. Bases 796 to 3594 code for a protein of 932 amino acids. The transcript is spliced from 17 exons.
GGAGGGAGGCGGGCCGAGGCGCUGACUGUAAUGCGAUAGCCGCUCCGUUCUAAUGCUAUUACAUGCACAAGCUGCCGCAGCGCCGCUAGUAGACUCGGCUCACGAACGCAGCGGAGGACAGAAGGGCUGUGGAAGAGCGGAGGCUGUACGGAGUGACCGUGCGCUGCGAAGCACGCUGCCGAGGAGUUUCUAAAACCAAGGCGAACUUGAUCCCCGAAUUCACCGUGCGGGGAGAUCAGCUCCGGCGUUUUGCCAGUAUGGACAGUAGCGCUCCGCUCGUCUUUUUAUUGCGUGUUAUGUCAGCCAAGUGAGAAGCAGUGAUCUCGGGGAAAAAAAAAACGUCUCUCGUCACUGGAUUUGGAGGCAGCCGAAAGCCACACUUUCACAGACAGAAACUGGGGACACAUAGUCAAUCCGAUGGACUGAAGUUGCUGCGGACGUACAGAAUCUGGAUAGAUGUUUAGCUUGAACACGUUUUUGUGUUACGCUGUAACAUGUGAGAAGAAAGUUAUUCAGCCGUGCUUCUUAUUUCGCUUACCUGUGUAAUUCUCUGCGCUACAAUAAUUGAACAUGUUGUGUGUAGCUGUUGUGAAAUGCGUCCCGCACUAAGAUUAAUUAUAGCCAAUUGUUUGUAAAAAAGAAGAGGUGGAAGAAAAAAAGUGAUCGCGUUUCUGCGUGCAAAUUUUCAUGCAGUUUUCAGUGGUGUUAGAAGAAAUACAUCCGAGAUUUAACAGAGCGGAGACUUUGACACCAAGUUAUUUUUUCCAGAAUUGAAGAGUGAAAACGCCAAACAAGAUGGAUAUAUUCACGUCGCUGUUCGGAUUCUUAUUUGCGUUUUGUAUAACAUCAAGAGCGCAUGGAGAUGAAGGGGAGACGUGUGGGGGUCAGCUGGACGCCAGCGACGCGGGGUACAUCACCUCCCCGGGGUACCCCCACGAGUACCCGCCCCACCAGAACUGCCAGUGGGUGAUCGCCUCUCCGGAACCUUCCCAGCGCAUUGUCCUCAACUUCAACCCCCACUUCGAGCUGGAGAAGCUGGACUGCAGGUAUGACUUCAUUGAGAUUCGGGAUGGGAACUCUGAAGCGGCCGACCUGAUAGGCAAGCACUGCAGCAACAUUGCCCCGCCUGCCAUCAUCUCCUCUGGACCUGCCCUCUACAUAAAGUUUGUCUCCGACUACGCCCACCAGGGGGCGGGCUUCUCGCUGCGCUACGAGGUCUUCAAGACAGGUUCGGACUUCUGCUCUCGGAACUUCACCAGCCCCUCGGGGGUGAUUGAGUCCCCCGGCUUCCCCGACAAAUACCCCCACAACCUCGACUGCACCUUCAUCAUCAUCGUGCCCCCACGCAUGGACGUCACCCUCACCUUCCUCACCUUCGACCUGGAGAACGACCCCCUGCUGGUCGGGGAGGGGGACUGCAAGUACGACUGGCUGGAGGUGUGGGACGGUUUGCCGCAGGUGGGGCCUCUGAUUGGACGCUACUGUGGCACCAAGAUCCCCCCCGAAAUCCAGUCCUCCACGGGCCUCCUCUCCCUCUCCUUCCACACAGACAUGGCCGUGGCCAAAGACGGCUUCUCCGCUCGCUACAACAUGACGCACAGAGAAGUCAGCGACACCUUCCACUGUAGCAGUGCUUUCGGCAUGGAGUUUGGGAGGAUCUCGGAUGACCAGAUCUCGGCCUCCUCCUCCUUCUACGACGGCCGCUGGUCUCCCCGGCAGGCGCGGCUCAACAACGAUGACAACGGCUGGACCCCCAGCGAGGACAGCAACAAAGAGUACAUCCAGGUGGACCUGAACUUCCUCAAGGUGCUGACGGGAAUCGCCACCCAGGGGGCCAUCUCCAAGGAGACGCAGAAGUCCUACUAUGUCACGACCUUCAAGCUGGAGGUCAGCACCAACGGGGAGGACUGGAUGAUCUACAGACACGGCAAAAACCACAAGGUUUUCCAUGCUAACACAGACCCAUCAGAAGUGGUUCUGAACCGCAUCCCCCAGCCGGUUCUGGCCCGGUUCGUGCGCAUCCGGCCACAGACGUGGAAGAACGGUAUUGCCCUGCGGCUGGAGCUCUAUGGAUGUCAGAUAACAGACGCCCCAUGCUCAGAGAUGCAGGGCAUGCUAUCCGGCCUGCUCCCAGACUCCCAGAUUUCGGCCUCCUCCGUGCGGGACAUCCACUGGUCCCCCGGGGCGGCUCGGCUGGUGGCCAGCAGGUCGGGGUGGUUCCCCAGCCCCACGCAGCCCGUGGCUGGGGAGGAGUGGCUGCAGGUGGACCUGGGGGUCCCCAAAACGGUGCGAGGUGUGAUCACCCAGGGGGCACGCAGCGGGGAGGGCAGCACCAGCGCGGAGAACCGGGCCUUCGUCAGGAAGUACCGCCUGGCCCACAGCAUGAACGGCCGGGACUGGAGCUUCAUCACUGACAGCAAGACCAGCCUUCCCAAGAUCUUCGAGGGAAACACACACUACGACACCCCGGAAAUCCGCAGGUUCGAGGAGAUCCCGGCGCAGUUUAUCCGGAUCUACCCGGAGAGGUGGUCUCCGGCCGGCAUCGGCAUGAGGCUGGAGGUGCUGGGGUGUGACCUGCCAGAAACCACCUCCCUCGCUAACAUGGCCACUCCCACACCCACAUUGCCCCACCAAACAGAGAGUGCAACCCCCCCAAGAGUGGAGCAAGUCCCGGUCACCACCCCCUCCUCUCUGAGCGGCCUGUGUGACUUCGAGCAGAGCCUGUGCGGCUGGACCCACGACCCCACGGCCGACCUCAACUGGUCCCUCCACAGCGGCGGCACUGCCCCGGGUUCGGGACCCAGUCAGGACAUCUCAGUCGGCUCUGAGGAUUUCGGGAACUACCUGUACAUCGAGGCGAGCCCCAAGACAGAGGGGCAGCGGGCGCGGCUUGUGAGCUCGGAGGUGGGGCCAGAGGCGGGGCCAGUCUGCCUGCUCUUCUCCUACCAGCUGCGGGGGGAGGGCAUGGGUACCCUACGCAUCCUGCUCCGUGACUCUGACCAGGAGGAGACCCUGCUCUGGGCCCUCAAGGGGGACCAGGGGCCCGUGUGGAGGGAGGGCCGCACCAUCCUGCCCCGCUCGCCCAAAGAAUUCCAGGUUGUCAUGGAGGGGUACUUUGACCACGGCAACAGGGGCCACAUCUGGAUGGACAACAUCCACAUGAGCUCCAGCACGCCACUGGAAGAGUGCACUCAACCCUUCGCUGCCUUCCCUCCAGACAUGACCGAUCGGAGACUUGUUGACUUCGGAGACGAACGGCUUUUGAAGAGCAGAGACCACACAGGAGAAGGUUUCCCCUUCCAGGAGUGGAGCACGCCUGGCCCCUCCUCGGACCCGCCCGUGACCCGGGUGUCGGAGAAGGACAACUCGUGGCUGUACACGCUGGACCCCAUUCUGGUGACCAUCAUCGUCAUGAGCUCCCUGGGGGUGCUGCUGGGGGCGGUGUGUGCCGGCCUGCUGCUCUACUGCACCUGCUUCUACAACGGCUUCUCCUCCCGCAGCUCCACCACUCUGGAGAACUACAACUUUGAGCUGUACGACGGCAUCAAGCACAAGGUCAAGAUCAACCAGCAGCGCUGCUGCUCAGAGGCCUGAGGGGGGUGCCGUCGAGUCUGCGACAUACCGCGCCCGCUCACGCCGAGCCGAGGUGGCUCCUCCCACUCAUCUCUCCCUUCACAUCUCUCUCUCUCUCUCUCUCUCUCUCUCUCUCUCACCUGCGGGAGAGCACCUGUUCAACAGAAGACAGAACCAACCACACUUACACGUGCCGACCCAACCGCUACUGGAGCGGCGACGGGCUUUUUGGACCGGAACCGUAAGAGAUGAGGGAAAAUGAGGAGCUGCUCCCAGCACACUGCUCUAUGGAUGCUCCGAAUAAAAAAGAAAUCAAAACAUAUCAAUUUAAUGCCUAUCCCAAAAAAUUAUUAUACGAUUAUAGAUUUUUAAGGAUCUACUUUUUAAAACAGGUGACUGAACUGUAAUGAGAGACACUGCGCCUUCUUAGAUGGGUGGUCACUUGUGAAACCUUUUCCUUCAUUGCGUGAAAACAGUGGCCUAGGAUUGUUACUUUGUGGACUGUUGAGUUUAGUUUUAGACCCGUGUCUCUGUAACGAACCAGCUUCAGUUUUCCGCCAUGCUGUUGUCCGUGCUAUUUUUUUUUUUUUUUGCGAUCAUUCUCUUGUGCGUUGGCCACCAGUCUUACUGCUCUUUAGUUCAGAGUGUUCGUAAUAUUCGAUGUUUUCGUUUUCUGGACUGUUGCCAGUCUUUAAAAUAAGAGUCAAGUAUUUUGUCUAAAAUUAGAGACAAGACGUUCGGUUAUGUAAGAUAGAUUUAGUCAAAGGAUUGUCUUUGGUGUUUAAUUUUUUUUAAAGAAGGAUGAACACGCAGCCUAAUGCUUUGUGAACCAUGAAGUUUAUUUCAGUGCAACCUAUGGAUUGCGGAGAGCUGGGGCCACAGAAGGGUCUGCCACCGAUCGGUCUGCCACGUGUUUCAAAGGAUGGAGAGAGAGACGCUGCUUUUUGCGUGGUGAGACAUCAUGGAGGGAGUCAACAUCCUCAUUCCUCUGCACCUCGAACACCAGCUCUCUGUGUGCCAGAGGAAAGAACUCAGAAACAAAAAAGAGACGGUCAAUGGAAGCUGGCAAAUGCAGCCGAUUUCCUGGACACAUUAUUGAGCCUUAAAGGAACUGCUUUGGGAGGAGAGCCAUUGAGAAACACCAGUUCCUGGAUAAUAACCACAGAGGCCUUGGAGGAUUAGGCCUUAUGCUUUCUUCAUUUCACUUUUUGACUUUUUUUUUUGUUCUUACUUCAGUGAAACUGAGGGUGGAGUCUUACACCAGUUUGCAUCUGGAUUUCUUACUUUGUCAAAAGGAAAAAAAAAAAGGUGAACUGUCAGUCUCUCCACGGUACCUCAGCCUGGGUCUCACGCGGUCCCCCUAAAACCAGACGGGGGUGCGGUGGGCUGAACGGGCGCAGAGGUCGGGACGCCGGCAGUCAGAUUCGUGGAGGCUGACUGCAGGGCGCUGAAAGACUCUGGAGGCGAAGAUUGCGCCACUGUCUUGGCAGAAUUGGCGCAUUGCUGCUCCUUCUCAGCAGUCCCCCCCAACUCCACUCUGCUGACCCUUUUUCCAAGUGCCUUGGAGCUCACCUGAUUUAACUUUCGUUGGGAGCUGAGGGAGUAUUACCUCUUCUGUCUGGGACAGGGGGCAAAAACAGAGAUGUGAAAAU